UUUCCCCCGUACAACUCCCACCGCCCGCCCGACAGUUCGAACCAAAACCCCCCCGCCGCCGGGAGGGACAGCGCGAGGCCCGCCGCCCCGUCGCGAUGGCUCGCACCAAGCACGCGGCCGUGAGGAAAUCGAAGGAGCAGCCCAAGAAGAAGCUCCAGUUCGGGCGCUCCCCGCACCGGAAGGCGACGCCGACAGGUGAAGCGAGCACAUCGGCGACUCCGGCAAGGGCUGCGGGGACCGGGGAGGGAGCGGCGGCUGGGGGUACGGCGGGGCGGCAGCAGCAGAGGGUGAAGAAGCUACACCGUUGGAGGCCAGGGACUGUGGCGCUGCGGGAGAUCAGGAAGUACCAGAAAUCCACGGAGUUGCUUAUCCCCUUUGCACCAUUUGUCCGUCUGGUGAGGGAGGUCACUGACUUCUACUCAAGGGGGAAUGUAACACGCUGGGCCCCGGAAGCUCUCCUUGCGAUACAAGAGGCAGCAGAAUUCCACCUGAUAGAACUGUUCGAAGUGGCAAAUCUUUGUGCCAUCCAUGCCAAACGUGUUACUAUCAUGCAAAGGGACAUACAGCUUGCGAGGCGUAUCGGUGGAAGGCGUUGGUGAAUGGUGAUAGACUAAUCAGAUGUUUUUGUGGACCCUACUACCUGAUGUAGGACAUGAAAUAUGUGUCGUUGGCCUUAGCAUCUUAGAGUGUAAUGUAGAUGUAUCUUAAUCCAGUGGUGUCAUUGAAUGUUGCAUAUUUGAGGUAGCGUUCCAAAUAUUCAGACUGACGUAUCGCCCAUGUGCCUAUGAUGCGCUUAUUCAGAAUGUUACUCGAUGAUCUGUUAACAUGUAGACCAAAAA
Panicum hallii is the source of this 839-nucleotide messenger RNA. RefSeq names its product histone H3-like. Gene Ontology annotation, cellular component: nucleosome. The record is from RefSeq and is a predicted model, not a curated record. Gene Ontology annotation, molecular function: DNA binding; protein heterodimerization activity; structural constituent of chromatin. NCBI's taxonomy places the organism in Eukaryota, Viridiplantae, Streptophyta, Magnoliopsida, Poales, Poaceae. The transcript is spliced from 7 exons. Bases 96 to 599 code for a protein of 167 amino acids.